Messenger RNA from Hydractinia symbiolongicarpus, 890 nucleotides. RefSeq lists its product as uncharacterized. The record is from RefSeq and is a predicted model, not a curated record. Bases 252 to 758 code for a protein of 168 amino acids. NCBI's taxonomy places the organism in Eukaryota, Metazoa, Cnidaria, Hydrozoa, Anthoathecata, Hydractiniidae. The transcript has 6 exons.
GACAGGCCCCACCCCAGAAUCAUUGAUUACCGCUUUUCCUUUACUGUUUCUGGACAUAAACUUUGUUUGUUUAUGUAAUGUCAAAGAAGUACAAAGAAAUAUGAUUAAAAUAUCAUUAAUCAAGCCUUACGCUUUUCAAAUCUCAAGAGGCGCUGGAUCGAAUUUCAAAAACAAAAAUAUACGGCAAUGACAAGCUCCUGCAAGUAAAAAAGUAGCUCACGAAGAGAAAGACAAGUGUGAUUGAGAGAGACAUGUUUCGAGAUCUGUGGGUCUUGUGCUUGGUUUUUAUUUUUUCAAAUUGUAAGAUUGAUGCAAUACAAAAAAAUCAAACCCAGAAUGAAACAUUGGAAGUAUGCAGGAAAGAAUAUUUUGUUGCAAAGUUUGUGAACUCAAACACAUCCAUUACAAAAGAAGAACUUGUUAACACAAAGCAUUGUGCACACAACGCCAACAAAACGAAUUUACAAAAUACACUUAGUAUCAUCUACGUAUUUAAUACAGCUCUUAAAAAAUACUUUUACUGGCUGCGUGGUGAAUUGGUGCAAGAUGCUGCAGACUGGGGAAGUGUGCUUUUUGUUACAAAUGACUUUGAAACCAUAACACAAUAUUAUAACUUUGGACAAGAAAAGGUAAAAGCCUAUCAGGAAUUUAUUCCAGUAACUGCUGGUUCCAAUUACACUUUCAUGCUGUUCUCUAUACCAAGUAAUCGACAUACGCUACAACUGAACAUGAAAGCUCCAGGUAAAAGUUAUUUUUAGAAGAAAUAUUAUAAUAUCUUUUAUACAGCGUAACAAAUUGUCAAAUACAUACACUGAAAUGAUUAAAAGUUGGCUUUUGAGUUUUAAGUACUCGCUUUGUAAGCAGUACAACAUUUGACUGAGGUUAAAUGU